UAAGCUUAAGUUUCAAUUAUUCAACAGACAAUUUGACAGCAAGUACUGUAUUUUCAUUAAUUUUUUUACAAUUUGACUGAAUAAGCAAUUAUUGAUAGUUAUCAAGAAAAAUUGUUAUAUAUAGAGAAUUAUAAAGGAGCUACAACAGAUUCCAUGGCAUUUCCACUAAAUGAUCAGGUUUAUACAAAAUCUUUUACUCCCAGAGAAUAUCAGGUAGAACUUCUUUAUGCGGCAAAAGAAAAGAACAUAAUUGCCUGUUUAGGAAAAAAUUCUGAACAAACAUUUCUUGCUAUAAAAUUGAUUCAAGAAUUUGCUACCAAUAACAGAAGAUCAAUAAGUGAUGGUGGAAAACGGGCAAUAUAUAUAUUAAAUGACGAAGAUAAAUGUACAAUAAUAGGAACUUAUAUAAAACAAUUGACAGAUCUGAAAGUAUUAGCAUGCAAUUCUGAUAUAUUUAAGGAAUUUGCUGAAAAUUUUGAAAAAUCUCAUGUAUUAGUUGGAACAGCAAAAGUUUACGCACAAUUAAUAUCAGAAAGCAAACUUUUAUCAUGUCAUAUAAAUCUAGUCAUAGUGGACGAGUGCCAUAAAUCUAUCGAAGAUAGCAAUCUUAAGUUUGUCCUUCAAACUUUUCUAUUGUGCAACAAUGUUCCUAGAAUAAUCGGAUUGGCGGUACCUGUGUUUAACUUGACACAAGAAUCUGGAAGAUUGGGCCUAGAAAUAGAAAAAGUGGAAACUGCCUUUCGAUGUAGUGUAGAAACCGCUAACGAUAUUCUUUCAGUACUACGUUAUAGCCCAAAACCGAGAGAAUACGUUGUGGAGUAUGACAAAGGAGAAAAGAAAGACUUGUAUAAUAUGCUUGAAAGUUGUGUUUUACAUGCUAUUGAAUUUUUACGUGAUCAUCGAUAUGAUCCAAUGGAGAUUUACACUGAGGAAUUUUAUGAAGAUAUUCAGAAAAUUCCUGAUCCUAUACAAAAACCCUUUGAGAUGAUGCAAGAUUUUUUGCAUAUAUUAGAAACUCUUGGACCUUGGUGUGCAGAUCGCGCUGCUCUGGCAUUAUUAUUCUUAAUAGAAAAAUUGAAGAUUAAAACUCCUUACGAGAGGCAUUAUCUGCUAUUAAAUAUGAUGGCAUCUGUUUUUAUAAAAAUUCGUGCCAUCUGCGAUAAUGAAUUUCAACGUUUAUCGGAGAAAGAUAGGAUAUAUCAAUAUAGUACUCCAAAAGUUCAUCGAUUGUUACAAAUCUUAAAAAUUUAUACUCCUUUUUAUGCUAAGGAGAUUAACACUUUAGAAAAAAAGGCAAACUCUGAUAUUAAUUCAAAGAAUUUUGUUACAAAAAGUGACAAAGAUAUCUCUUUUUCGAAAACUCAGGAAAAACCAGCACAGUUGAAAAGAUUUGGGAUUAAUUGGAAAUUUAACGAUGACAAUUGCAGAAAAACAUUUAAAUUGCAACGUUAUCCAUGCAGUAGUACAGAUCCUGAUUUACUUUGUGGAGUAAUUUUUGUGGAUAAAUGCUUUACAGCAAAAGUUUUAUUUUAUUUACUAAGUGAAAUAUGUAAACAUGACGAAGAUUUGCAUUUUUUAUCACCUCUUUAUACAAUCGAAAGAACUAACGACGGUGUUAGUUAUUCGAGAGAUUUAGAAAUGGAGCAUAGGAAGCAGGAGGAAGUUUUAAAGCGAUUUAGAAUUCAUGAAUGCAAUUUAUUGAUUGCAACUUCAAUUUUAGAAGAAGGUAUUGACAUUCCAAAAUGUAAUUUUGUGAUGCGAUAUGAUUUCCCAAAGAAUUAUCAAUCAUAUGUGCAGUGCAAAAGCAGAGCAAGAGCUAUAGAUGCUUUGCAUGUACUAUUGGUACCACAAGAAGCAUCUAAAGAUUUUAUAUGGCAAUUAGCUCAAUAUCAAUAUAUAGAAAAGACUUUAUUAUUAAAAUGUUCUAAUAAAGAGCUAACUGAAGAGGAAGAGAACGAGGCAGAUAUGUAUGCUGCGAUGAUACCACAUUAUAAACCACUCAAUGCAGAUGAUGCUCCCAAAGUGACUUUUAAUUCUGCUAUUUCGUUGGUUAAUAGAUAUUGUGCAAAGUUACCCAGUGAUACUUUUACGAGAUUAACACCAGAAUGGUUUAUUGAAACGAUAAAUAUUCAUGACACAAUCAUGUAUAUCUGCUCUCUACGACUUCCCAUAAAUUCACCACUGAAAUAUGUAGUUACAUCAUAUCCAAUGCCAAAUAGAGCAAUGGCUAGACGCAUGGCUGCUUUGCAAAUGUGUAUCGAUCUACAUCGAGAAAACGAGAUAGACGAUAAUUUGUUACCUAUUGGAAAAGAGAAUUUUAAAGCCAAACCUGAAGAUGCUGAAGUACCUGCUCUACCAGAUGAAAGCAGGACUGACUUUUCAGAGGCUAGACCUGGGACGACAAAACGGAGACAAUAUUACUAUAAAAAGACAGCUGAAGCAUUAACAGAUUGUAGACCAAUAGUUGGAGUACCAUCUUAUUUAUAUCAUAUAAAUAUGAUAUUAAGUUGUCCUCUGCCUGAAGAACAAAAUACACGAGGUAGACGCAUUUAUCCUCCCGAAGAAUCGGCUAUUGGAUUUGGUAUACUUACAUUAAAGGAGAUACCCAAGUUGUGUCCAUUUCCCAUUUACACUAGGUCGGGUGAAGUUCAUGUGCAAUUAAAACUUAGUAAGCAGACUAUAAUUUUGGAUGAAGUUCAGAUAGAAAGAGUUGACACUUUCCUUAACUAUACCUUUACAAACGUUUUGAGGUUACAGAAAUAUCUAAUGCUCUUCGAUCCAAAUGCUUCAGAAAAUUCAUAUAUAAUUGUACCAGUAAAAAUAAUUACAACAGAUGAAGGAUCAGAUAUUAGUGUAGAUUGGAAUUUUCUAGAAUGCAUUUAUCAGAAUCGAAAUGCGGUACCAAUCAAAGUUCCAGAAGAAGAUAGAAAAAAUUUCAAGUUUGAUCCUUCUAAAUAUUACGAUGCAGUAAUAAUGCCAUGGUAUAGAAGUCAAGAUCAACCGCAGUACUUUUAUGUAGCAGAAAUAUGCACAAACUUGAAUCCAAAAUCUUCUUUUCCCGGACAUGAUUAUGGCACUUUUGAAGAAUAUUACUUGAAGAAAUAUGGCAUACAAAUACAGAAUUUAGAACAAUCGUUGUUAGAUGUGGAUCAUACAUCAGCUAGAUUAAACUUUUUAACUCCUAGAUAUGUAAAUCGCAAAGGUGUUGCUUUGCCUACAAGUAGCGAAGAAACAAAGCGCGCUAAGAGAGAAAAUUUAGAGCAGAAACAAAUUCUCGUUGCUGAAUUGUGCGCUAUUCAUCCUUUCCCAGCGUCUUUAUGGAGACAAGCAGUUUGCUUACCUUGCAUAUUAUAUAGAAUUAACGCUUUGCUGCUCGCUAAUCAAAUACGAUGUCAAGUUGCACAAAUGAUAAAUUUAGGGCAACAAGUUUUGAAUUCAGAUUUUGAAUGGCCGGCAUUAGAUUUUGGAUGGAGCUUGGCAGAAGUAUUGAAAAGAUCAAAAGAAAUGGACAAAGCAAAACAGAAGAUUGAAAAUGCACAAGAUAAUUUGCUGUCGAACAAUAUGAUCUCUAACAAGUGUGAAAAUACAUCUGAUCAAGAUAUAAAUAAUAAACAGAACAUAAUUUGUAAUGAGAAACAAAGAGAACUGAAAUCCGAUGAUAUAAAAACUGAUCAAGUGGAAAAUAAGAUUGCUGAUGAUGAGAAGGAUGACAAAUUGGAGAUUGGCACAUGGUCAAACGACAUGGCGUGGUCAAAUAAUGUGGAAAUAAAUUCUAUGGAUUAUAAUACAGAUAAUCUGAAAUCGUUUCCUCUAAAUGUGACGGUUUUACCGCAAGAUUUUGGUUGGAAUGAUAUUCGAUAUGGCUCACCGACAUAUGAAUCUGAUUUCGAUGAAUCAGACGACGUAUAUAGUGACGGCUUUGCCGAUACGUCUGACGAAAGUGAAGACGAAAGUAGAGGGCUGAAGAUUUCUUAUAUGGGAGAAAAUGUUGCGGAAGCUGUGGAAGAUGAAAAACAAAUAUCUAAACAGGAGAUCAAUAAGAAAAUAUUAGAUCUUUUAGAGAUAGAGAAGAAUUUUGACAAUAAUUUCUGGAUGUAUCCAGAAAAGGACGAAGAAUCGUUACUUGCGAAACAUAAGGAAGCGCAUUACGAGUUUGCUAAGAAGAAAGAACGCGAUAUAAUGAUGGAUGGUACUUUCAUAUCUUAUAAUUCUGAAAUUAGAAUUAAGAGGAAAAAUUCAUCAAGUUGCCAAGUUAAUAAAGAACAACCCGAUUAUAACCAUAAAGAUUAUAUUGAAACUGUUGUAAGAAAAUUUACUGAUGAAGUAUUAAACAAAAAGGCUGCUAAAUCUACGCAAAUAGCAAAAAAGAUUAAUAAGCCAAACGAAAUUAAUUAUAUAAAUGGCAAUCUCUUUAGUUUUGAUUAUCAACCAGAAUUAAAAAAUCAUCCGGGGCCAAGUCCUAGUUUAAUUCUGCAAGCUUUAACUAUGUCUAAUGCAAACGAUGGCAUUAAUCUAGAACGAUUGGAGACGAUCGGAGAUUCAUUUCUCAAAUAUGCUAUAACUACAUAUUUGUAUUGCACAUAUGAUAAUAUUCACGAGGGAAAACUUAGCCAUUUAAGAUCGAAACAGGUUAGCAAUUUGAAUCUUUAUAGACUUGGAAGGCAGAAAAUGCUCGGCGAAAGUAUGAUAGCGACUAAGUUUGAACCGCAUGAUAAUUGGCUGCCGCCGUGUUAUUACGUUCCCAAAGAGCUCGAACAAGCAUUGAUAGAAUCUGGUGUUCCUUCUGCUCUAUGGAAUCAAGCUGAUAUUCCCACCUUGCAAGCUAUAAAUCCUACCGAAAUAACUCAACUCGUUAGAGAAACCGAGGAGAAACUUGUGAUUAUGAAAAGUGAAUUGGAUAAAAACGAAAGUAGACUGUCGAACAAUUUAGAUAAUUUGCGAUGCUUCAUACCUUACAAUUUAAUUACACAACACAGUAUCCCGGAUAAAAGUAUCGCGGAUUGUGUAGAAGCUUUGAUAGGAGCAUACUUAAUUGCAUGUGGACCCCGUGGAGCGCUUCUCUUCAUGACUUGGUUAGGGAUUCACGUUCUACCUAUCAAAGAAGUUUGUGUAAUAAGUGAAAAUGAGCCGGAAGAAAGAGUACCUGGUAGUACACCAUAUAUAAAGGGAACUAAUGAACAGGGCAGAACUACUUGGACACAGAUUUGUUAUGGGAAGUUAGAAGAGCCACAAAAUCCAUUACUUCGAUACAUUCCUGAUCCAGAGAAUGAGUUACGUAUGAUGCUCGAUGGAUAUGACGAAUUGGAAAAAAGUAUAGGAUAUAAAUUUCGCGAUAGCAGUUAUCUUUUGCAAGCGUUUACGCACGCUUCUUAUCAACCAAACAGAUUAACAGAUUGUUAUCAACGUUUGGAAUUUCUCGGUGAUGCUGUGCUAGAUUAUUUGAUAACCAGACAUUUAUACGAGGAUUCUCGACAGCAUUCGCCGGGUGCUUUAACAGACUUAAGAUCUGCUUUAGUUAAUAAUACAAUAUUUGCUUCUCUAGCUGUGAGAUGCGGUUUUCACAAGUACUUUCGUCAUCUCUCUCCUGGUCUAAGCGUAGUGAUAAAUCGUUUUGUCCGAAUUCAGGAAGAAAAUGGACAUUCCAUUAGCGAAGAGUAUUACUUGAUCGGCGAGGAGGAAUGUGAGGAAGCCGAAGAUGUAGAAGUGCCGAAAGCACUGGGUGACGUUUUCGAAUCAUUAGCUGGUGCUAUUUAUUUGGAUAGUGGAAUGUCUCUUGAUGCAGUAUGGAGCGUUUAUUAUACGAUAAUGAAGUCAGAAAUUGAACAAUUCAGUACGAAUGUUCCCAAGUCUCCGAUCCGUGAAUUAUUGGAAUUGGAACCUGAAACGGCAAAAUUCGGCAGGCCCGAGAAACUGGCUGAUGGCCGUAGAGUUCGAGUAACCGUAGACGUAUUUGGUAAGGGUUCCUUUAAAGGCAUCGGACGGAAUUAUAGAAUCGCAAAGUGUACAGCAGCCAAGUGCGCUCUGAAAAAAUUAAAGAGCAAAGUGCAGAAUCAUCCAAGGCAAAGAACUAUAUGACAAAGUUUCUAAUUAAAAAGAGAAAAAGAAUAUAUGACAAAUUUAUUACGUUCAAAAACUUGCCGAAGUGUACAUCCCAACAUCAUCGAGCGUACUUGUAUAACGUUAAAAAUAUAAUCUUUUAUUCAUAUCACAUGUUAAAUCACUAUGAUAAUUCAUCUAAACUAUAUUCUUAUUGAAGAAGUUACUUCAUUCGAAUCUAAUCGCAUUAAUUGCAUUCUGAUGACAUUAGAUGUAAUACGAAUAAAUAAUUUAAUUAUUUACAUAUGAUUGAUAAAUAUAAACAUAAAAAUACAAACAAGAAAAUGGUGAAUAAAUUGGGAUAUAUUAUUCAAAAAUAUACAA
Molecule: messenger RNA, 6420 nt
Organism: Cataglyphis hispanica
Lineage: Eukaryota; Metazoa; Arthropoda; Insecta; Hymenoptera; Formicidae
Gene: Dcr-1
Product: endoribonuclease Dcr-1
Exons: 23
Coding region: 154-6075 (1973 amino acids)
Biological process (GO): siRNA processing; apoptotic DNA fragmentation; pre-miRNA processing
Cellular component (GO): cytoplasm; RISC complex; nucleus
Molecular function (GO): RNA binding; deoxyribonuclease I activity; ribonuclease III activity
Source: RefSeq, a predicted model, not a curated record